CGCGGCGAGGCCGAGGCGCUCGGGGCCCGUUUCAAACCGGCGGUCGCUGGGCCGCGGCCCGGCACGAGAUGGCGGAGAGCGACAGGGCGGAGGCGGCCGCACCGCGCCGAGCCGAGGAGGCGGCCGGCCAGGCGCCACAGCCGCCGCCGCAGCAACAGCAGCAGCCGGCACCGCAACAACAGACGCCGCAACAGCCGCCGCAGGAUGAGGAGGCGGCGGCGGCCGCGGCACCCGGUGGCGGCGCGGGCAGCGCUAACGGCGUCAAAAUGGAUAAUGAUGAGGCAGGAAAAGAAGGGAAAGCACCUGUGAAAGAGAAAUUCGUUGCAAAAGCGAAGGCAAUCCCUUCUCUUGGAAACAAGAAUAGAUUCCACCCCUAUGCAAAGGAGAAGAACGCAGGCUCUGGAGACAAGAAGGCUGUUAAUCGCAACCGAGUUUUUAUUAGCAACAUCCCGUAUGACAUGAAAUGGCAAGCUAUUAAAGACCUGAUGAGAGAGAAAGUUGGUGAGGUUACAUACGUGGAGCUGUUUAAGGAUGCUGAAGGAAAAUCAAGGGGUUGUGGUGUGGUUGAAUUCAAAGAUGAAGAAUUUGUUAAGAAGGCAUUAGACACUAUGAACAAAUAUGAUCUUAGUGGAAGACCCCUGAAUAUUAAAGAGGAUCCUGAAGGGGAACAUGCUCGUAGGGCACUGCAGCGGGGAGGAGGGCAGUUUCCAGGAGGACAUGGACCUGAUGCUGCGCCUGGAAUGAUGAAUUUGCCACCUUCUAUUCUCAAUAAUCCAAACAUUCCUCCUGAGGUUAUCAGUAAUUUGCAAGCGGGCAGGCUUGGUUCCACAAUUUUUGUUGCCAAUCUUGACUUCAAAGUUGGCUGGAAGAAACUGAAGGAGGUAUUCAGCAUUGCUGGGACUGUGAAGCGUGCAGACAUCAAAGAAGAUAAAGAUGGCAAGAGUCGAGGAAUGGGAACAGUUACCUUUGAACAAGCAAUUGAAGCUGUUCAAGCAAUAUCUAUGUUCAAUGGACAAUUCCUGUUUGAUAGACCCAUGCAUGUAAAAAUGGAUGACAAAUCAGUUCCUCAUGAAGACUUCCGUGUUGUGGACAGCAAAAGCUCCCAAUUACCUCGUGGUCUUGGUGGCAUUGGUAUGGGACUUGGACCAGGUGGACAGCCCAUCAGUGCAACACAGCUGAGCAUGGGUGGUGGAAUGGGGAGCAUGGGUCCAGGAGGUAUGGGAAUAGACGGCCCAGGAUUUGGCGGAAUGAGUAGAAUGGGAGGCGGACUCCCUGGAUUUCGUGGAAUGGAAGGAAUGCCUAACAUGGGAGGAUUUGGAGUUAACCGAAUGGGAGGUAAAAUGUUCCGUGGUGGAAUGGGAGCAAACAUGGAAAGAGAAUUUGGUCGUGGGGACAUGGCAUUGAACCGUGGUUUUGGAGAGUCUUUUGGAAGGAUGGGUGGUGCAAUGAUUGGUGUUUUUGCAGGAGGAAUGGGAGCACCUAGCAUGGGCCCAGUAAGAUCUGGAAUGAGUGGUGGAAUGGGUGGUAUGAACAACAUGGCUGGAGGAAUGGGGAUGGAUCGGAUGGGUUCCGGUUUUGAUCGAAUGGGACCGGCCAUGGGUGGAGGCCUGGACAGGAACAUGGACAUCGAUCGAGGAUUUGUGCCUGGCCCAAUGGGAAGUGGCAUGAGAGAGAGAUUAGGCUCUAAAGGCAACCAGAUAUUUGUGAGAAAUCUUCCUUUUGACUUGACCUGGCAGAAGCUAAAGGAGAAAUUCAGUCAAUGUGGUCAUGUAAUGUUUGCAGAAAUAAAAAUGGAGAAUGGAAAAUCAAAGGGCUGUGGAACAGUCAGAUUUGACUCACCAGAAUCUGCUGAAAAGGCCUGUAGGAUAAUGAACGGCAUAAAAAUCAGUGGCAGAGAAAUUGAUGUCCGCUUGGAUCGCAAUGCAUAAUUUAAAACUGUGUGUUCAGGAACAUUCCUAUGUCUGUUUAGCUUCUCUAUCUUAGUAAGUCAUUUUUAGUAACAUUGUAUGCUUACAAAAGCUGUAAAAAGGAACUUUUAAAUCCCACCAGCCUUUAACAGUAUAGUGUUUAAUAUACUGUGAUUCUUGUUAACUGAAUCUUACUAUGUUUGGUUUUUAAAGACAAUUUGCCUGAUUUUUGUUGUUUUUUUAGAGGCACUGAGCACCUGCAGGUCCCUAUAGACUGUGGAUUCUUUGGAUGCUCAGUGCCUUUGGAAAAUUAGGCCAAGUGUCUCUAGUCAUUCAGUUUAAAUGAAUGGUUAUACUGUUUUUAAUAAAAUAAGCCAUUUUCUCUGUUAAUCUCCA
Messenger RNA from Catharus ustulatus (Swainson's thrush), 2303 nucleotides. RefSeq names its product myelin expression factor 2 (gene MYEF2). The record is from RefSeq and is a predicted model, not a curated record. Gene Ontology annotation, biological process: regulation of mRNA stability involved in response to oxidative stress. Gene Ontology annotation, molecular function: mRNA binding. The transcript has 17 exons. Lineage: Eukaryota; Metazoa; Chordata; Aves; Passeriformes; Turdidae. Bases 69 to 1928 code for a protein of 619 amino acids. Gene Ontology annotation, cellular component: post-mRNA release spliceosomal complex; nucleus; cytoplasm.